ACAUGAUUGUGCAUAUUCCGAGACAGCAGUGCUGCUUAAACACGGAGCGAUGCACAGUGCGUAUGCGUCACAACUGGGUACUAUUAUAUUAACAGCGGAGUACAGCAAGGUAGUGGUGCACGGAGUCCGAAAUAAAUAUUAAAAUCACCAGGAAGAAACUAAACGAGAAGAGGAACAGGACACGCCAAGGGAAUGGAAUUCCCUGUGGAUUUACUGACAACCUUGAGUCAUGAAGACCUGGAGCACUCAGCUGAGGACUACAUGUCUGACCUGCUGUACAGCGACCCCAACGACCCACAGUACUUCACUCUGCCCAACCGAAGAAAGAUUCCCCUGAGUCUUUCCUCUGUUGGCUAUGUGCCUCUGUACGGAGCCGAUCUGAAGCACAAAGUCUUGGCUCUCUUUGCACCAGAGGACCAAUUCACAGCUGCUGCCCUGUAUUUGGCUGAGCAGUGGUGGGCUGUAGAAGAUAUCUUAAAAACCUCAGUCCCCUCUCGAAAGGGACUGGUGAAGGUGAGAUCACUGGGGGAGAGGAUAGUUCUGUAUGUCCUCAAUCGCAUUGUUUACAGAGCCCGGGAAAUGACCACCAGCCAGGUUCCGUUCCUUUGUCACAGUCAAACCGAUUUUGCUAAAAUUCUCUGGAAAGAUGGAGAGGCUGUUGGAUUUUAUUCGGUCAAACCUGAAGGAAGCCUGUGCAGCAGCUUCCUCACCCUGUGCUACCAGCUCCCAGUCCUGGACUCCAUAUUCCUGAGGAAGCAGCACCGUGGCAAGGGACAUGGCAUACAGAUUCUGGAAGAUUUCGUCAACUGCUUUACAGAGGACACUCUGGGCUUGAGAUACCCACUCUCGCCUGCCAUGUACAAAGUGUGUGCACAGUACCUGGACAAGUACCCAGGAGACCAGGACCUGCUCUGGGAAGUUGAAGGAAUCGGAGUCUUGUUCCAGAGAGUCCGCUUAUCCAGCAGAAUCCAAGCCCUUGCUCUGAAAGAAACACACCAAGCUGUGAGAGAAGAGUCUUUGCCUCAGGCUGUAUCUGAGAGUGAACCCGUCGAAUCUGAAGAGCUCAUGGAAACAGAAGCACAGCAGAACUCUGACGAGGCAGGGAUGGAAACAGAAGCACAGCAGAACUCUGACGAGGCAGGGAUGGAAACAGAAGCACAGCAGAACUCUGACGAGGCAGGGAUGGAAACAGAAGCACAGCAGAACUCUGACGAGGCAGGGGUAGAACCAGCAAAGGAUGAAGAACAGAUGAACAGUACAGAGAUUGUUUUAGAACAUUCUGCAAACACGCCUGUGUCAACGCGCACCAGGAGCAGUCACUACAGGAGGAAGAGAUUAAGAGAAGAGGAGGAGGAGGAGGAGGAGGAGGAGGAGGCUAAAAUAAGCGCUCCACAGCCAACACCUCCAGACAGGACUAUCAGUUCUGAACCCGUGGAAGCUGCAGCAGAAACCCCCGUGGAGGAGGAACCAGACGAGGAAGCUGAGGAACCACAAACACACCAACCUGAGGCAGAACCUGAGGAGACACUGGAGGAAGCAAAGGGAGAGGAGGAGGAGCAGGAGGAGCUGGAAGCCGAGCUGUUAAAAAAGCCUGACGUGGAGCCCGUCAACGGGGAAGUGACCGAUGAGCUGACCCAGACAUCUUCAGGGGCUGAGGAGGCGGUGGACAAAGAGCAUUCGGACACGGCGUUGAUCGUCCAGUCUGACAGCGUGGAGCAGGAGGCAGGCGUCACAGAGGCUGCAGAUGAGCCAGCGCAGGAAGACACACGAGACGAGGGGGAAGUGGAUGAAGUGGAUGUAGAAUCUCCUGAGGAGACACACGAGCAGGAAGCUGCCUCCCCAGAGGGAGACACAGAGAACGGGGGGCCUGUGGGGGACAAAGAGGCUGCCCCGGAAUCUCCUGACGACACCACAGCAGAGCCCUGUGAGGAAAUUGUGCAUGACAGAGCUGUGAACUCAAAGCAACCAGAAGAGACAACUGAGGAAGCUACUGAAACUGCUGGAAUAGCUGAAACUGAGGUGGCUGAGGAGAAACCAGAGGAAAGUUACAAUGACAAUGAAGCCGAACAGGAACUUCAGACCCCAAUGGACCUGAGUCAGGAUACGCUGCUGUUGGUGGAACUCAAAGACGUGUCUUUCCAGCCACAGAUGGAGGAACAGAAGGACCAAGUGAAAGAGCCAGACGAGGAGCCGGAGGAACAACCAGAGCAGGAUUCGACACCGGCUUCCAAGGAAAAGGCUGUCGAGAGCAACUCGGACGAGGCAGAGAGCGAGCCUCCCGUUGUGGACAGGAGAGUUCUGAGGAGGAAGGCUAAAGCGAGCAGGGGCCCAACUAAGAAACGCAGCAAGACUUCCACUUAAAAAAAUAAAACACAUUGACGGAGCAUCAGCAAAUCAGCGAAUGAUAUUUUCAAAUGAGGUGUAAUUGGCAUUGGGUACAGGAUUUUACUGGAUUUUUUUUUUCAUUUCUAUAACACUGCAAAACUGAACACUUUUUUAAACACUUUGAUUUUUUUAAGUACAAAAAAAAAAAAUCCCUUUCCCAAAUGUAACCAAGGAAUUUUAUAUUCACUUAAGUGCAGCAUUGUAAUUCGUAAAAAUUAGUCUAUUUGAAUGCUAGAAUUGGUUGUUGUCUUCAUCCAGAGUAUAAGUAGGUAUACAUCCUUUGUUUGGUUAGUUUAGACUUUGUUUGCGCAGUUUAGACUUCCGUAUUCAUUUGGUAUUUAUUGUCAAAGCACAAAAACUGUCAGCUUCACUAGCCUUGUCGUUCUUCCAUGCGUGACCAAUAUUGUCUUGUUAGUUGAGAAGACAUUCGUAAUGCAUUUUUUUAUUUGACAUUGUUUAAGGGUAGGCAUUGAUUUUGCUGUAGUUUGUUUAGCAAGGGAAAGUUUAAAGGUGUUUUAAGAAAUGUUGUCAGCCAUGUAAUGGUUCUUCUUUUGGUAGAACCAUUUGGUUUGGGAUUUCUCAGCUUUUAAUAAUAUUCUGAGGGUAAGAACUAUGAAUAUGUCAGACUCGUUAGUGUAUAAAAAGCUCAAAGAAUGGACGAAUCUCGAAUGGUCUUGUGACGUUGGAUUCAUUUCAUGUGGAUUCAUUGUUCUUAGGUGUUCAUAAAAGGCAACUAACAAUGUAAGAAAUGUGUUAUUUCUGGCAAGCAGGAUACAUGCUGUCUUGUUUACCAUCUUGUACACGGUACAGUGAGUUUCUAAUCAGGGUGCAAAGAGCUAUCUGUUCUAACACCCCCACAGCUGCAAUGUGUGUUCACCCAUAGGCAGGGGCAUUCCAUAAUGGGUGGGCUUGUGCUGUGCUGGUGAAGAUACAGCUGGGGAUAAGUCUAGCACUGGGCAGUGUCCGGUUUGUGGGAGUAGAAAUGAGGAAAUCAAAAUCAGCAGCAAGGCAUUAUUUUGAUUAAUUCGUUGGGAGACUGAAUACUUUACUUCAUCAAUAUUUUUACCUAGCGUUGCUUGCCUUUUCCCAUUCGUCAUGACCAACCUUCAUGAAUACAUGGAAAGCAUUAGCAUAUCAGUAUGUGCUGUUGUCCAACUGCACAAAUGCUUUAUGUAUACUGUGGUUUAUUUUUGUGUGUGUGUGUGUGUCAAAAUAAGAAACCCUAGAAGAAUUGAAUAGGCAAAGCACUGUUCUGUUGUGUUCUGUUCUGUUCUGUUCUUGGUCAGGACAUGGUCAUUUUGACACAUUCUUUUUGUGCCGCUUGUGUUUUUAGGUUUUAAAUCCAUGUCUGAUUGUAUCCAUUGAAAUGAGGGGUUUUCAUCUGAACAUUUUCUUUGAAUUGACCCAUUAGGAUCUGAAUGAUUGAUUAGUCAUAUAUCAUAGAAUUUGUAUCGAAUAUGGAAUUGUAUUUAAGGUCUACCCAAAACACAAAUCUAAAAUGCCAGAGAAAAGGCAGCAGUUCAGUAAAUACAUUUAUAUUGUAUAACAUUUAAAUUUAACUCAAAUUCAGUCAUUGGAUUUAUCAAAAAACCACCACAUUAAACUUAAUUGUAUGUUAGAAUAACCAACUUUUUUUUUUUUUAGCUGUUGUAAGAAUACGUAAUAUUGGAUCUUUUUAUAAAUACUAAGAUUAACCUGGUGAUCGAAAAUUGUUUUGAUGUUUACUUGAAUUAGAACCCAGGUGUGUACAGGUGAUGUCGUAGUACAGUCAGCGCUGCUUUACUAAGAGAAGGAAAAAUAUCCUGAAUAAACGGCUGUCAUUUCAUCAUUUGAAAAUACUGUAUCCCAGUUAAACAAAGUGACGACAUAAAUAGCACUGGGAAGAACCGUCACCCAGAGUUGUAUCGCGUUUAAGCAGAAAUCCCGAUUAGAUGGCGCUGACUGUAUGUGUAAAUUGAGCUUGCUCAAAUUUGUGAUUACCUCACUGUGACACAAUUGUCAGUCUUGUAAAAGUAUACCAAUAUAUUCCUACCCGGGGUGGGCAAGUUGGCAUAUUACUGGUGAUGUUACACAAACAAGCCUACAAAUAUGUCGGACCCUGUUCUAUAUGCACUUCCUUUCAGAUACAGGUUUGUUACACAGAACAGGUCACUUCUAAUUGAUGCAAUCGGCACAUCUUGAAAAAACACAAAAGGGAAAACCCCACACAGCACAGAAUUAUUUCGGACAAGCUAUACAACAAAAAAAGGUUUUCCCUAGAAGAUCAAUGAAAAGGAAAGUUCAAUAAAAUUGUCUUGCCUUCUUUCUAUACAGUGAAUAAAAUUUGUUCAGAGAAAUAAAUAGAUAUUUUCACUGCCAACCUUUCUCUUGGGUCCAUUGGUUUAGAUUCCUCAAACAAACUUUAUUCACAGCAUUGAAAAGAGAAAUAUGAAGGGCUCCACCACCAUAAUAAAUACCCACGCACUACACAUUAAAAUGAUUCUACUACAGUUAAAUUUGAAAUUAAGGCAUUCAGAGGAAAUGUGAUUUCUAUAGGUCAAGAACACAAUCAGAUUGCAGCCACCGUGCCCAUCCUUAAUGUUCAUAUUGCUAUUGGGUUCAAAUGCAGUCUAUGUUGCAAGACAUUUUAAACAGUCACAGUUCUACUCUGGUUUUAUACCCAAAAUAUUCUAAAGUUUAUUAGCAUUACGUUUUUGGUAUAAAUGGAACUGUUGCCUUGGCAAUAAUGUGCGUUAUUUGAAUAGUGUUUGAUGAUCAUUUUUGAACACUAAUUUGAAACAUUGUACUCUGGUAGGGAUUAAACUUUAUUUUUUUCUUGGUGAUGA
Molecule: messenger RNA, 5210 nt
Organism: Acipenser ruthenus (sterlet)
Lineage: Eukaryota; Metazoa; Chordata; Actinopteri; Acipenseriformes; Acipenseridae
Product: soluble lamin-associated protein of 75 kDa
Exons: 13
Coding region: 193-2361 (722 amino acids)
Source: RefSeq, a predicted model, not a curated record